This is a messenger RNA of Brassica oleracea var. oleracea, 633 nucleotides long. Its product is annotated as nucleolin-like. NCBI's taxonomy places the organism in Eukaryota, Viridiplantae, Streptophyta, Magnoliopsida, Brassicales, Brassicaceae. Bases 1 to 633 code for a protein of 210 amino acids. The record is from RefSeq and is a predicted model, not a curated record. The transcript has 2 exons.
AUGGUGGUCAAAACGAGACGGGGUAAGAGGAAGGAGAAUCCAACGGAGGAAGAGGCUCCGAGAGUGAAGUUUGUGAAGACGGCCUCCGGAGAAAAUUUGGAGAAGACGACGAUGGAGGAGAGUGAAACGAGGGCGGUGGAGAUUGUUGAAUCGACAGCAAAGACGACGGAUGAAUCGACGGCAAAGAUGACGGAUGUUUCGACAGAGAAGACGACGGAUGUGUUGACGGAGAAGAUGAGAAAGGACUCGACGGAGAUUACGGCGGAGAUAACGGAGCCGAGUAAUGUGGCUGCAGAAGCUGCUCCGACGACACUGAACAAAGGUCCUGCUCGCCCAUCUCCUCCAGCUCCUCCCGCAACUCCGGCGAUUGGGACCGCCUCUGGAGAUGAAGAGAAUGAGAAACCCGCUUCUGGAGAUGAAGAGAAUGAGGGUUUUGAAGAAGAACAAGAAGAACCAGAUGGAGAGAACGAAGAUUUGAAUGGUAAUGAGGCACCCGAGGCAAUCAAACCAACCAGAAUGUUCUUCAAUCCAUCUGAGUACAAGAAAAAAAUAAAGCUAGGGACAAGGUGUAUGAUAGCUAGCGCGAUUAAGACGCUAAGCAAUCUGAAACCCAAGCUGUCUAACGCGGAGUAG